AGCCGAUAGGCUCGCGAAAAUAUCGAUAGCCGAAUAUACAAAAUAAUUGUUUUUAUUGCGAAUCGCCAGCGCUCCGUAAAACUUAUGCACAAAACUCGCUGAAACGCAAAUAAGGACGAAUUGAGCUGCUCAAGGAGAGACGAGGUGCGCCAACCGGAAGCAAUAGGACGCAGGAAAUCAGGCUUGCGAGGCGUGGAAACCCCAGAGCGUGCGGCGUGAGCGUAAAAUGCAAUAAUCGCUGCCAUGCCAAAGGCCAAGGGAUCAAGCUCCCUUGGAUCGAAGGGAGCGUCCCGGAGAUUAACGUCGGCGCUCGUGGUGGCCAGGGGCUCGACGGGCUCGGCAGGAGGGGCAGCGGCGGCGGUGCCGCUCCAGCACUCCAAGGAGAAGCGGCCGGAGGGGAAGAAGGACUCGCUGGCAGCCAAGGAAUCUGCAGCGAAGACCAAGGAGCCUGAGAAAGAUGAAGCCGAGCCGGAUCCGUCCACUGCCAAAGCCUCCAUACCGGCGGUGGACAAGCUGCGCCGCUUCUGCUUUAUCGGCUCCACGGACGAGCCCGUCUAUGCCACGCCCACGCUGGACAUCGCCGUCGAGACCAGCUUCGCCUCGCUGAAGCAGCUCUGCUCUCAAGUGACCGAAGCGGAGCUGGCCGAAUGCCUGACGAGCGUCCUGGGCAGCGGACCGAAUGCUGAGCACCUGCCGCGCCCCGACGAGCCCCUCCUCAUCCUGGCCGUCUAUCUCACCACGCGCGACGACGAAAAGGAGCGCAAGUUGUUGCGAAACAGGUUCGCCGAUCUGGUUACCGGCGAAUCGCACCUGCUGCUUUUCGUCCAGCUGGUGAAGCGUGUCCAGAAGCUGCUCGAUCGCAAGACGCCCUUCAAUCGCACCGUGCGCAAGGCCAUACUCGACUGGUAUGGCAAGCAGCCGUUGGACCGACUCCUCCACCUGUGGUCAGUGGGCGACGGAACGCGUUGGUCGGCGCACCGCGAUCUGCUGCACCGCUGUCACUUUCGGGAUGGCGAUUUUCGACCGGAUAUCAUGGCUGCCUUGCGGCUGCUCUCCACGUCGCCCAAGGAGCUAUCGAAGUGGCCCGUAUUCCUGGCGCCCCUGAGCAGUAGCCGCGUCAUUAUCGAGGGUGUGGUCAAGCUGCGUCUUCUGCAGGAUCCCGAACAAGCGCUGCCCAUUGUGAAGAAGCUCUCGCUGAGCUGGGAGCAUGUGCCCACCCAGCUGUUAAGGGAUCCUGGACUGGCGAAGUUUUUUAUACCACGCAUGAGCUACGAGCAGCUACUGCGCAGCUGGCCACGCCUCUCGCGACUGCAGCACCAGGUGCGUCCCUUCGCCGAGCAGCUGUUGGACGAGAAGAAGCUCAAGGCGGGCAAUGUGCCGCCCGUGCGUUUGCUGCUGGAGGACAUGCGUCUGAGGAAGCCCAGGAAGUUGUAUCCAACUUGUUUGCGGAAGGCGAGUUUUCUGCAUAGCGUUUACGAGAUAUCCUUUGGCCAGAACAAGGCUCUAGGCAGGCGUCUGCACAUCACCCUUAAUCUGGAGCAGCACUACCUAGGCAAAUACCUUACCGGCCGCUGUCGUAUGCUUAAGUACAUAGAUGGCCUGGUGGCCUUGGCCUUUGGCUACUUCCGUAGCGAUCCCAAGGUGACGGUGCAGUUCUGGCACGAUCGCAGUGGCCAGCUGAAGACGCUGCCCUGGACAAAGGAGAUGAGCGUGGCAGAGGCCACGGCCUGCUGCGUGGAUCAGAAGGUGCUUAAGAUCAAGCAGUCGCUGACGGAUAUUUUGGACAGAGCGCUGGAGGAUGACAAGAACACGUACGAUGUGUUUCUGGUUGUGGUGCCGGGGGCUGGGCGGGGAAAUCCGGCGAAUAGUUCCAAGAGCUUGGCUGCCCUGAUGGACAAGUACCGCGAGAAGCGCAGCUCCAAUGCCAAAUUCAUAAUAGUGAGCCUGCGGCAGCACCACGGCUCCAUGAGCUACUGCGGCGAACGAAACGAGAACCUGCUGGAGCUGUGCAGCCUGGACGAGCACACGCCGCGCCUGAUUAACGCCUUUGCUCGCCGGAAGUUCUACUAGACCGGUGGUAGAGCAGCAGCCUUUCGAAUCACCGACGAAACCCAAUUAAUCGCACAGCUGCCGGCGCAAAGCAGUACCAUUUGUUGACGGACGAUGGCCAUCGGUUCGUUGCCAUCGGCCAUCUCUUUCGCUUUCAUAGACGCUAGGGCGCUCGGUCCACCCACUCCCGUUCAGAAUAGCUUUCAUGUAACAUAAACUAUAGAGGUCCUUGGCGUGUAAUCAGCGUAGAGCCGGGCCAACUUAAUGCUACAUACUUAUGUACUAAUAAUGGUAAUAGUUACACCCCGGAAUCCAGAAUUGCAAUCGGGUUAGUUAGAUAUUUUUAACGCUCGUUUUGUGUAAUCACCUUUGUAUUCGUAUUUGUAUUUGUACCAGAUUUGGUGGAUUUAUUUUUUGAAAUCAAACUGAAUCAACUGAACUGAACUCAAUCUAAAUUCAAUUUGGAUUAAAAACAAUCUCAAAGCAAAAGCAAACGCAAGCGCAAACAACAAACAAAACAAACAAAAAGAAAGAAAGAAAGGAUGAAAAAAAAACACAAAAAAAAACCGAAGAACAACAAACAAAUUGCCUUACAAACAAAAAUGUUAGUAAAACUUUCAUUUUAGUUUAGACUUUUUCAAAAAUCGAAUACUGGAACUGAAACUGAAACACAAAUUAUGGCAUUUAGAUAAAGUUAAAGUUAAAUGUAAACUAAUCAUAUGGCCUAUGUAUUGAAUAUUGAGUAUUAAUCUAACGUAACUUUAAAAUAGUCCAAGUCAAAGCAAUAAUCACCAAUCACUAAGCGAAUCCAGUUAUAGCCUCAGAUCGAUCAUAGAUUUAUGUUGUGCUCGAAUAGAAUCGAAUUAAAUUAGCUAAAUAGUCGAAACGCGUACAAGGCAAAGAGGUAACAGGAAAAUAUGGAAAACGAAAACUCCCAAUGUGCCAUACACACACCGCCACACACACCCCAUACACUCGAUCAGUAUAUUUAUUAGUAUUGUGAAGAAAAAAAAAACGCCGAACCGAAACCAUAUAGAGAACAAUAACGAAACGACGAGCAAACGCUACCAAUUUGACUAAAAUUAGUUAAGUGAAAUUAUACUCAAAUUACGAUUAAAUUACAUUUACUUGUAUAGAAAGCAUAGCAACCGAUUUGGAAGUUAGGCAAAAUCCAACCGAAAAUAGGGAAAUCGAAAACGAUAACGAAAUUAAUUAACCAGAAAUCGAAACGAUACGAAUGAAAAUAGGAAAUAUUUCCACGGGCAUUUCUAACCAAAUGUUUCCACACGCGUCUGUGAAGUAAACCGUUGUGAUCGCUUUAAAUUUUGAUUUAAAACAAAACAUAAAUACAAAACAGCAAACUACUGAAUACAAAAUACAAGUUACAAAUUACAAAUUACAAGUUACAAAUUACAGAAAGGCAGGAACACAAACCGCGAAACAGGCAGCUCUAAGUUAUUCUAUAUAGUUUGUGAACUCGAAAUCAGUAGGAGCGUAACCGAAAAGUACCUAUACAACAAAAGCUAAACUAAAACUGAAACUUAUACUGCAGAGCCAGCCAAUUGAACUCCAGAAAUCCAUCAGAACUACACACGAAGUAUUCAACUAAGCCGCGCUGCCUGAGAAGAAUCGAUCGGAUGAUGAGGUGGAUCAAAGGAGCAGAAUUGGAGGAAAGGAUCUACGGACUACCGCAGAAUGUAUACACUUUACAGAUUGUCGAGGCGAAGUCCGACCUCUGCAUUGAUUUGAAUUUAUUGUUACUAAUGUUAAGGCUCAUUUGUGCCCUCUUCGAAAGAGGCUUAACCAUAAGGAAGAUUGUAGGAGACCCAGCGAAAACCACUGUGAAAAAUGUGUCCACCCACUAUGUUUUUUGUCCCCCAAUCUGCGGUCUCUUCCUAUGCUUUUAUUUUACAUUCACCCUAGUUUAAGAUUUUUUAUCGGCUUAAGCACACAAAAUUUUGUGGUCCGAAUGUACGCAUUCCAAUUUGAACCUUUCAUUACCAUUAUUUUUGUAUUAUUAGACCUAAAACCUUUGUACCAUUAUUGUUAGCACAUAAGCGAGCAUUUCAGUUUGUAAAGUGUAUCCCACACAGAAACGCAAACCAAACAGUUGAUACAGUAAAGUUACCGAAAAGUUGAACAGUGAAAAAUAAGUUAAACAAUGCAAACAAAUGCCAAGGAAACACAUUUCAGUUAGAGGAAAUUUAAAUAAGAGAAAUUAUUGUUGUUGAUCAAAUCAAAUCAAUUUAAAGGAUGCUAAAAGUAAAACGAAGCGAAGACGAAAACUAAAACUGAAACUGAAACUGAAACUGAAAUCGACUCGAAACGAAACGAAUUGAAUUAAAUCCGUAGUAAAGCAGCAACAAGAAGCAAAACAUCAUGUGAUAUCUAUUUCAAAAAUAAAUCAAUUGACAAACUAAAGAGAAACCCUAACCAUAACAAGAGCAGAAUAUAGUAAAAUUAGCCUAAAGCCACGAAGCGUUCAGAAAGCAGAGUUUCGAAGUUGACGAUGAGGAUUCGUAUCAUUUGCAUUAUUUCAAGAGUUACGUAAGACCCGAACCACAGGCCACAGGUCCUUAAUGAUUAUAAAGCACACACACUCUAUCUCCCUCUCGCCCCGCACUCUAUCUCCCUCUGUCCGUAGUGUUAGUCGAAAUUCGGAUUGUACGCGCGUUCCCAAAAUGUUCAACUCCUUGCUAACGUAUUCCAGAAGGUUUUUAUAAGCAUAUACAUAAAGUAUACAUACUUCUUAUACACUAAUCUAGGCUAACGUUGAAUAAAUUCCGAAUGAUUCGAACAGCA
Molecule: messenger RNA, 4851 nt
Organism: Drosophila biarmipes
Lineage: Eukaryota; Metazoa; Arthropoda; Insecta; Diptera; Drosophilidae
Exons: 6
Coding region: 244-2070 (608 amino acids)
Cellular component (GO): ribonucleoprotein complex
Molecular function (GO): RNA binding
Source: RefSeq, a predicted model, not a curated record